This is a messenger RNA of Oncorhynchus keta (chum salmon), 9495 nucleotides long. Its product is annotated as cell surface hyaluronidase-like. Bases 818 to 4963 code for a protein of 1381 amino acids. The transcript is spliced from 24 exons. Lineage: Eukaryota; Metazoa; Chordata; Actinopteri; Salmoniformes; Salmonidae. The record is from RefSeq and is a predicted model, not a curated record.
GUGCGCUUUCAAAGCGCUUCAUAAUUACAGAUGAGUGCUACACAGUGAUAUUCAUUUACGCAGGUUACCUUAGAGUUCUUGGGAACAGGGACAAUGGUGGUCAGUAUGAAACAUGUUGGGAUUACAGACUGGGACAAGGAGAGAUCGAAAAUGUCUGUGAAGACACCUGCCAGCUCCUCUGCGCCUGCUUUGUUGACGCACCCUGUUAUUUCGUCUGGCCAGGAGGCCUCGUUAUUCUUAACCUGUUUGAAGUUUUGCUCACAUCGGCCAUGGAGAGCACAUAAAAGGCAUUUAUUUACCUUGUUUGGGAGGAAUGAAAAUGUGUCGAAUAUAAUCAGCGUGUCAAAAACUAAUGUAGACAUUAGUUAUGCAUUUAUAUAGCUUCCAAAAUCUUUUUAUUUUUAUUAUUAUUAUUAUUAUUUUUACAAUAGAGUGCCAAGAUGGCUGUGCAUUGGCUUCAGCGCCAGAAAUCCACAAGAAGAACGAGAAGGAGACUCGGACUGCCUGGCCUGUGCCCUGUCUUCCGUUCGUGCGUCAGCAGGUGGCGGCAGUGUUAGUAAACUCAAGCUCCUCCCAUGUGCUCGUGCGCUCCUUCCUCCUCACUUCCUCUCCAAACCGCGCCUGUGAAUGGGGCUGGCGGUGUACAGCCCGGAAAGAAAACACCAUGUAAAAGUAUAAAAACUACACAGAACGCAAACUAUUGAUUUUUCUCAUUAUUAGUUCCGUUAGUCCACGCGUCGGGGGCAACGCUUGCAUUUCGGAAGAGAGCGUGAGUGAGGGCACAGAUUAAUCCCGUGCAAGGUAGCAGACAGAUACCAUGCAGAUAAGUGAUGGCCCCAGUUACUUCCCGGUCUUUGUGGCCCCGCCCAACGUUAACCACCGGUCGCCAGGAUUCGUCCCCGGCAGGGUCGUACCUGUCCACUCUCCGCCUCCAACUAAGGCCCCUCCCCCUCCCCCCCUGAAGCCCAUUGGCCCACCUCCUGAGCGCCGGGCGACCUUUAGCCUAUCAGAGAAUGGCCACCGCCUAGAGCGUGGUCAGAGGAAGAGGAAUACUUUAAUAUGCUUCGGUGUCUCAAUGGGGGCCUUCUUUUUCUCGAUCAUCCUCAUCCACAGCCUCACCAGUGGAGACGUGUUGGAUGGGAACUGUCCAGACCACAGCACCUCCCUGAGCAGCUGGAACCCUGGUCACAACCCAGAGAAGGCCGUGGUCGUUCGGAGGGGAGAUCUGUUUCGAUUGGACUCUUCUGCCACCUUAUACUCCCUGACCAUCCAAUCAGGAGGCCGAGUGGUCUUUGCAGACAAUGCUGAGGGCUCCAAAAACAUCACUCUCAGAACGCGCCAUGUGCUGAUUGAAGACGGGGGUUCGCUGCACAUCGGUGCCCCCAAAUGCCGCUACCGCUCCAAGGCCACAAUCGCCCUGCUGGGCCGUUCAGACGAAAAGGCAGUUGCGGAAGUACCGGAAUUGGGCCGGAAGUUCAUCGGGGUGCGUGGUGGUGCAACCCUGGAAAUUCACGGGACAGAAAGGCUGUCGUGGACCCUCCUGACCCGCAGCGUCUCCUCCUCAGGUCUAGCCAUGGGGGGCUAUGCCUUCCAGCGCAACUUUAGCCGUGGCAUCAACCUGCGUGUGGUGGACCAGGACACGGCCAGUGUGCUGUUCAGCGAGCGCUACGACACGCACGAGUCACGCAACGACAGCCAGCGGCUCACACAGCUGCUCCGGUCGCUGCCUGCGAGGCGCAUCGUCACGCUGGCCGUGGGAGACUCGGCUGUCAAGAGCCUGCUGGACGAGACCAAGAGAACCAUCCAGAGCCUGCUUGGUAGUACAUACGUCCAUGACCUCAAAUACAGGCAGGCCUGGGCCUUGGUAUCUGUGAUUGGUGGAGGGAACGGCUCGUGUUCAGAAGCCGUGCGGGAACAUGAGAACCAUGACACAGGAGGGAAGGCGCUGGCCCACCAGAACUUCACCACUGUGGACGGGGUCGGCUUCUCUGUCACAGCCUACAGCGAAUGGAAGAAUGGUUUUCCCAUAUCUGGCUUCCAGGUUGAUGCUGUGGACCAGGUUGUCCUGAACCUGCAAGAUGAUGUAAGCACUUGGCAACCUGGGAACCAGGUUGUGGUUGCCAGUACUGACUACUCCAUGCAUCAGGCAGAGGAGUUCACCCUCCUCCCAUGCCCGAGUUGCACCAGCAGACAGGUCAGAGUUCAAGGGAGGCCCCAGUUUGGCCAUGUGGGGGAGAUUGUGGACGGGGUGGACAUGCGGGCAGAGGUAGCAAUGCUCAGCAGGAACAUACUCAUCUAUGGGGAGAUGGAAAACGCCUGCUAUGGAAACAACUGGUGCCAGUUCUUUGGCCACGACACGUACGGCGGACACAUUAAGAUAUUUGGGAAUUUUACCUCGGUGCACCUGUCCCACGUGGAGUUGAGGAACAUGGGGCAGCAGAAGAAGGGCCGCUACCCAGUCCACUUCCACCGCUGUGGGGACGUGGACCGACGAGGGGGCUACCGGGAACCAACCUACGUGGACGGCCUUUCCAUCCACCACUCCUUCUCCCGCUGCAUUACCAUCCACGCCACCAACGGCCUGCUGGUGAAGGACACUGUAGGCUAUGACACCCUGGGUCACUGUUUCUUCCUGGAGGACGGGAUAGAGCAGCGGAACACGUUCUUCCACAACCUGGGUUUGGUGACCCGACCGGGAACGCUUCUGCCCACCGAUCGCAAUGAGACCAUGUGCACCAGCAUCCGAGACAAAGUGUACAAGAACUACACCCCUUCACCGAGCAUGGAGUGCAAGGCAGUGUCUACGUUUUGGAUCGCCAACCCCAAUAAUAACCUCAUAAGCAACGCUGCUGCUGGCUCCCAGGAUGCUGGGAUAUGGUAUGUGUUCCACAGCUCUUCCACAGGGGACUCUCAUGGGCUGGUUCCAGAGACCCGGGCAGAGCUGACCCCUCUGGGGAUCUUCUACAACAACCGGGUGCAUUCCAACUUUAAGGCUGGGCUCUUCAUUGAUAAAGGUGUAAAGACCACCAACGCAAGUGCUGCAGACCCCCGGGAGUACCUAUGUCUGGACAACAAUGCCAGGUUCCGUCCACAUGAGAAUGCAGACCCAAACCGGCCGCGGGUGGCUGCUCUCAUCGACACACUCAUCGCCUUCAAGAACAAUGACCUCGGAGCCUGGAUACGUGGCGGUGACAUCACCAUUCAGAACUCUGGAUUUGCAGACAAUGGGGUGGGACUCUCCUUUGCGAGUGACGGUAGCUACCCUAAGGAUGAGGGCUCCAGUCAGGAGGUGACCCAGUCUCUGUUUGUUGGAGAAAGCCGCAACCGCGGCUCCAACGGAGGCCAGAACAAGUACUGGGGCCAGGGAGGAGCAGAUGGCAAGAUGAGGACACUGCCCAGGAACAGGACAUUCCCGAUCCGUGGCUUCCAGAUCUACGAUGGUCCUGUUCGGCUCACCCAGAGCACUUUCCGAAAUUAUGUCCCGACGACGGAGCGCUUCGCCAGCGCAGUGGGCUUCAACCUGAAGAACACCUGGCAGCUCACGCCCCGCAACAACCUGUCCAAGCUCAGCUUCCGGCCCAAUGUUGGUCUGAGAGUGUUCUUCGGGCAUCCGGGCCAGUGGUUCGAGGAGAAUGAUCUGGACGGGGAUAAGAACUCCAUCUUCCAUGACGUGGACGGCUCUGUGACGGGCUACAGGGACGUGUAUGUGGGCAGAGCAGACAACUACCUGAUCCGUCACCGCGACUGUGUCAACAUCACCCAGUGGAACGGGUUGGUCUGCAGUGGCACCUACUCUCAGGUGUAUAUCCAGACCCAGGGAGCUCCCAGCCUCAGUCUGUCCAUCAGUAGAGAUGAGUACCCUGAGGCUCCCCUGGUGCUGAGAGGUAUCAACAGCCAGCGGGCGCUGUCCCAGCAGUACCAGCCUAUCGUCAUGAUGAGCAAGAGCUACACCCUGCACUGGGACGGCCCGGCUCCCAGAGAGAUUGUCCUCUCCCUCAUCAACUUCAACCAAGGUGACUGGGUGCUGGUGGGCCUCUGCUACCCACCUGAUACCACCUUCCAGGUUAUGGCUGACAUCAACGACCGCCAGAGCAACACCUUCAAUGACAUCACCGACUACGGGCCCUUGUACUCCCUCGCCGAGCUGGAGAAGAAGCCGCUGGAGAGGAAGUACUUCUUUGACCACAGUGUGGGAUUGCUGUGGCUGUAUUUGCAGGCGAGGCAGAGACGCGACGGCCACAGCUACUGCUCGGUUAAGGGCUGCGAGAGGGUGAAAGUGAUGGCCACCACGUCGUCCUCCAAACUGACCUGUAACUGCACGGCCAAGGCAUACCCCAAAUACACCAAGGCCCCCUCGGCAGUGGUCCCCAUGCCCACCCUCAGCACCCAACCUUGCAGGGACUGUGGAGCCUCCCAGCUGGUGUUUUCCAGUGACCCGUGGAACACCUACCUCCAAACUCAGAUCAAGUCUCUCAGCAGCAAGGAGCAGCAUAGUGGAGACACACAGUCCUUCAUCACUGUGAACCGUGAGACGUUUUCCUUCACACAGCCAGGCUUCUUCCUGGUCUCUGUGGACGCCUGCUCUGGAAAAGUCACAAAGAAGUCAUCUUUCUCCAAAAUGGACUCUAAAAUGGAGCAGUAUUUUAAAACUGGAAUACCAAAGAGGUCAAUAGUGCUUCUGGGAACGCGAGGGCAACCUGAUGGCUUAGCCGGUGUUGCACCGUAUCUGGUCCCCCUGGGCAUGACCAAGGCAGCAGAUCUGCAGAGUAAAGAGAGCCUGGUGUUUUGGGGGUUCCAGGGUGGCUCUUCCCCCCCUCCGUGGGCCUCUAUCCUAGCUGGGCAGGGUGAGGAGGGGCUAGGGCUGCAGGAGCGCUACCUCCCCCUGGGCCUGGAGGCCUACGGCUGCACACAGACCAGCACUCGCAGAGACAUGGAGCUACUUAGGACCGCCACAGGACCAUAGUGACCAAUGAGAACACAACUUACCCAAAACACAAUCAACCAGCGAAUGAAUGUGAACUUCUAUUAUUUAUUAUUUUAUUGGCAAAGCUGUUUAGUCGUGUGUGUGUGUGUGUGUGUGUGUGUGUGUGUGUGUGUGUGUGUGUGUGUGUGUGUGUGUGUGUGUGUGUGUGUGUGUGUGUGUGUGUGUGUGCGCGCGCUCACAUGCCUGCCUGGGUGAGGUGUAGUGGGAUGUGUGUGUGGGGCAUGGGGAGGGUCUGUAGAUGCAUGAAAAUAUGCACUUUCCUAGUCACAUGAUUUGCAAUAUCAGCCAGUCAUCUCACUGAGCCAUGAAUUCAUAUUCAGCCUUCAAUGAAAACAACCAAAAAGAUGCUGCACAUCUGCCAUAUUUCAACAAAUUAGACUGGAAACAGGAAAUCAAUGGGGGGUGGAAAGCAGACGAACAAAGUAACCACAUCAAACUGGUGUGGUCUAUCACUCCUAUCCUGUUCCCCCUGGUGGGUUUCUGUCUCAGGCCAGUCUUUGACCGGUCUGCUGCUCACCACAUCCAUAGACCAAACGCAUCAUUAAGAAGAGGACUGACAAAGCAAACCAAAGGAAAAACACUCAUUAUUCCACCUUUGUCCCCCCCGUCUGUUUCCUUGCACACCCCUGGGGGAGAGUUUUGUUCAGCUACUAGAUCUGUUGAAAUGGGAUUUUACUAAACGAAUCAUCCAAGUGUAUUAGAAUGAAAAUAUCUUCUAUGGGAUUACAUUGAGAUUGUUGCAUUUUCAACAACCAUUUUUUCCCCCCAAGGAUGUGUCCUUUUUUGUAAGAUAUUUAUUUGAUCUCGAGACAGUGACACUUUCCCCAGGGAUGGCUACGCGUGUAGCGGAGAUGGGUUGUUUCUCUUCUUUUUCUUCUCAUUAUCUCACCAUUGACACAGUGUUUCCAACUCAUUUACCUUUUAGGAUGGUUAUGUGCACUCCCCUGCGUAUUUAUUUGGACUGUGAUGCUAAAAUGUUUCAUUUGGCUUUAUACUCCAUUUUGGAUUUGAGAUCAAAUGUCUUAUGAGGCGACAGUACAGAAUGUCACCUUUUAUUUGAGGGUAUUUCCAUACGUCUGUUAUGAGGUUUAGAAAUGAAUGCUCUUUAUGUACAAUAUCUAGUCGUCCCCCCCAUUUGAAGGUGGAUAAGUAUUUGGACAAAUUCACUUGUAGUGUAUUCAAUUUAGUCGAUAACGUUUAGUAUUUGGUCUCAUUCAUACAGUAGCACACAAUGUACUAACAUCAUUGUGACUAUACACUUGUUGGAUGCAUUUGCAAUUUGUUUUGGAUUAUGUUGUGCCCAGUAGAAACGAAUGGUAAGUAAUGUGUUGUCAUUUUGGAGUCACUUAUAUUCUAAAUUAGAGGUCGACCGAUUACGAUUUUUCAACGCCGAUACCGAUUAUUGGAGGACCCAAAAAAGCCGAUACCGAUUAAUCUGACAAAUUUUUUCUUUAUUUGUAAUAAUGACAAUUACAACAAUACUGAAUGAACACUUAUUUUAACUUAAUAUAAUACAUAAAUAAAAUCAAUUUAGCCUCAAGUAAAUAAUGAAACAUGUUCAAUUUGGUUUAAAUAAUGCAAAAAAAAAAGUGUUGGAGAAGAAAGUAAAAGUGCAAUAUGUGCUAUGUAAGAAAGCCAAUGUUUCAGUUCCUUUCUCAGAACAUGAGACCAUAUGAAAGCUGGUGGUUCCUUUUAACAUGAGUCUUCAAUAUUCCCAGGUAAGAAGUUUUAGGUUGUAGUUAUUAUUGGAAUUAUAGGACUAUUUCCCUCUAUACCAUUUGUAUUUCAUUAACCUUUGACUAUUGGAUGUUCUUAUAGGCACUUUAGUGUUGCCAGUGUAACAGUAUAGCUUCCGUCCCUCUCCUCGCUCCUCCCUGGGCUCGAACCAGCAACACAACGACAACAGCCACAAUCGAAGCAGCGUUACCCAUGCAGAGCAAGGGGAACAACUACUAGAAGGCUCAGAGCAAGUGACGUUUGAAGCGCUAACUAGCUAGCCAUUUCACUUCGGUUACACCAGCCUCAUCUCGGGAGUUUAUAGGCUUGAAGUCAUAAACAGUGCAAUGCUUGACACACAAGGAAGAGCUGCUAGCAAAAUGCACGGAAGUGCUGUUUGAAUGAAUGUUUACGCGCCUGCUUCUGCCUACCACCGCUCAGUCAGAUACUUAGAUACUUGUAUGCUCAGUCAGAUUAUAUGCAACGCAGGACACGCUAGAUAAUAUCUAGUAAUAUCAUCAACCAUGUUUAGUUAACUAGUGAUUAUGAUUGAUUGUUUUUUAUAAGAUAAGUUUAAUGCUAGCUAGCAGCUUACCUUGGCUUACUGCAUUCGCGUAACAGGCAGUCUCCUUGUGGAGUGCAACGAGAGAGAGGCAGGUCGUUAUUGCGUUGGACUAGUUAACUGUAAGGUUGCAAGAUUGGAUCCCCCGUGCUGACUAGGUGGAAGUCUGUCGUUCUGCCCCUGAACAAGGCAGUUAACCUACCGUUCCUAGGCCGUCAUUGAAAAUAAGAAUGUGUUCUUAACUGACUUGCCUAGUUUUUUUAUUUUUAUGUAAAUCGGCGCCCAAAAAUAACGAUUUCCGAUUGUUAAAACUUCAAAUCUGCCUUAAUUAAUCGGCAAUUCUGAUUAAUCGGCCAACCUCUAUUCUAAAUAUGAGUAGAAGGUUAGCAAUUUGUAGGGGUAUGACAUGUACGCCUUUAACUUUCUCACUCAUCAUUAUUCAUGAUUCAUUCAUGAUUGUCCGUAAACAUGGUAGCAUCCAAGUGUUGAGAUAAUAUUAUAUUUUGAAUUACAAUAAACGUGACUCAAAUGACAGAGUACAAUAUUUACCAUUUAUUUCUAGUGGGCAGAACAUAAUCCGAAACACAACCAAAACAAACUGUGAAUGCAUCCAACAAGUUUGUAGAGUCGCAGGCUUGACGUAAACAUUGCAUGAUAGGAAUAUGGGACCAGAUCCCAAAUGAUUGACUACAUGUAAUGCACUAAGUGAAUUGUCCAAAUGCUUAUGACACCUUUCAAUGGGGGGACUAGAUGCAUAAAUUGCAUUCAGUUCUAAACAGUAAAACAUGUAUGAAAAUACCCUCACAUGACUGUAAGUCGCUUUGGAUAAAAGCGUCUGCUAAAUGGCAUAUAUUAUUAUUUAUUAUUAUAAAAGGUGGCAUUCUGUACUGUAUCGUGAAAUAAAACAUUUGAUCUCAAAUCCAAAAUGCUGGAGUAUAAAGACACAUUUUAAGUUUUACCUUCCCUGUCCAAAUAAAUAUCUAUGGGAAUGUGUUGUUUAUUAUGUAUCAAUGCCUAAAGUAUGUGUUUUUUACAGGAGUCUGAGGGACAUUUUACAAGGUAAACAUUGCCUUAUAACGAACAGACUAGUAGUCCAUACCAAAACCAAGGCUUACUGUACCUCUCAGGUCUCCGUAGGUGAUUUGAGCAGGGCUCCCCACUGUGGCAGUGAUUAGUGACUUUCUGGAUGUGAUUGGGAGUAUUCUUUUUUUUUAGCUGGUGAGCCAGAUUUCACAAAUAAAUUGUAGAAAAUGUGCAAACUCUGCCUACUUGUUACCCCGGGAAAACUAAAUGAAUGCAGCCAUUGUGAGCGAUUCUCUGUGAUGGAGAAGGACCUGCUUUUUAACCAUUGUUAUGUUGUAAAUAUUAUUUUUUUCUUGUGCCCCCCCCCCCAAGAUGCACAAACCAAGAUUGAGCUCUUUUAAUACAAUUAUGUCGGUGGUGUGGAUGAAAAUAUUGAGAGGUUGUCAAUGGUGAGUGCGUGUACACAGUGUGAGCGAGUGCCUUUCAAGUUGAUGUUAGUUGUAUUUGACAUUUGACAUGUUGAUUCACUACUCAUGUUGAUUCACUACUCAUGUUGAUUCACUACUCAUGUUGAUUCACUACUCAUGUUGAUUCACUACUCAUGUUGAUUCACUACUCAUGUUGAUUCACUACUCAUGUUGAUUCACUACUCAUGUUGAUUCACUACUCAUGUUGAUUCACUACUCUUCAAUCAAACCUUUUAUAUUUGACAUUUCACAUCAUUGCUCUUCUGAAAUUGGGGCGUUGAUAACCAUUUAUACUUGUAUGAUGGUGUUCUGUCAUCGUUGUUCAUGAUCUUAUUUUAUCUGAUGUAUUCAACAAAAUCAAGGAUGCCUCUUCAAUGACAAAAUGUUAUGCACCAAUGAAUCCGAUUACUGUAUAGAGUACACUUAGGUUAAAGAUGGCACAAAGAAAAGGUUAGGCAGGGAGACUACCAAGAACUGUGUAUUUCUGUAAAGAUGUGUUGCUUGACAAGCCUACUACUUGGGGGCAGGAUUUUUACAAUUGUUAGGAAGUCCUACAUAUGCCCAUGCCCCCCCCCCCCCAAAAAAAUAGCAUAUGAAAAUGUCAUAAGCCAUUGCAAAAUGUGUAGAAUUUCAGAAAAUUUGUUUUAAAAAUGUUGUCUCAGGCUCAUGGCAAAAUGUACAGAAUAUCUGAAAAAUUGGUAGCACUUAAUAAUAACUCCAAGCAAUAAAGCAUUUAUAAUGGA